Stegostoma tigrinum is the source of this 7447-nucleotide messenger RNA. RefSeq names its product RAB43, member RAS oncogene family (gene rab43). Gene Ontology annotation, molecular function: GTPase activity; GTP binding. The transcript is spliced from 3 exons. Gene Ontology annotation, cellular component: trans-Golgi network. NCBI's taxonomy places the organism in Eukaryota, Metazoa, Chordata, Chondrichthyes, Orectolobiformes, Stegostomatidae. The coding region runs from base 183 to 809 and encodes 208 amino acids. The record is from RefSeq and is a predicted model, not a curated record.
GGGUCCUUGCGGCGGACCUCUCGGGAACGUUUUCCGUCGGUUCCGGACUUUCAACAUCCACGUCAUGUCCCUCAGAGUGCGGGCUGUGAGAGAUUACUCUCGUUAUUGUGUUCCCCCGGAGCCCGCUGCUCCCUAACGCGUCCGAAAGUCUGCGCCUGUCGGUGAGCCGGGCAACUGAAAAGAUGUCGGGGCCUGUGGAUCCGGACGAGCCUUACGAUUUCCUCUUUAAAAUCGUUCUGAUCGGAGACGCCGGCGUCGGCAAGACCUGCGUCGUGCAGCGUUUCAAGUCGGGCAUUUUCGUGGAGAAACAAGGCAACACGAUCGGGGUUGACUUUACAAUGAAAACCUUAGAAAUUCAAGGCAAGCGGGUGAAAUUGCAGAUAUGGGACACAGCUGGACAAGAACGUUUUAGGACAAUUACACAGAGUUAUUAUCGAAGUGCUAAUGGUGCAAUUGUUGCUUAUGACAUUAGCAAACGGGGAUCUUUUGAAUCUGUGCCACGGUGGAUAGAAGAUGUGAAGAAGUAUGCAGGUUCAAACAUUGUGCAAUUAUUAAUUGGUAAUAAGUCCGAUAAGAAUGAUGCCCGGGAGGUUCAAUAUGAAGAAGCCAAAACUCUUGCAGUUCAUUAUGAUAUGGCAUCCGUACUAGAGACAUCUGCCAAAGAUUCCAGCAACGUGGAAGAAGCUUUUAUAAAAAUGGCCACAGAGCUAAUGCUAAGACAUGCUGGGCCAAUGUUCACUGAAAAAGCUACCGAAAGUAUCAAAUUAAACAGCAAAGAUGUCGGUGAAGGAUGGGGAUGCAGUUGUUGACUUUGCAGGUUAAUUUUUUUAGGUUUUGCAUCAUCUCGUUUUAAGGUAGACUGAUCAAUCGCAAAUGUGAUUUAAGUCACUUGGCUUGGACUAAGUUAUGUUUGUGGUGUGUUUGUGCACAGAAUCUGUGCAAACUGUUGUGAACUGUAUCCAUUCCUCCAAUUUGAAGAUGAUAACAGCCAAAUCUGUUCUUGCUGGUCAUUAAAUCUUAACAUUCCAGUUUCCUUGACAUUCCAAUAAGAAUCGUAGUAGUCACAUUGCCUUAACUACUGUUAUUGAAGAAGUCAGUUUCUCUAACAACCCUUUUUCUUAUUAAAUUUAUGGCUCUGAACUGAAUAUUUUGCGGAGACGACAUGAACAUUUCAAAAAUGAAAGUGUAAUAAAAUUGAAUUGGAGAUGGUAUGUAGGACUGCCGUAUUGAUUAAAAUUGACUUGGUUAGCAGUCAUGAUGCGGAAGAGUGGAAGUUAUGAAUAAUUAGCUAGUUUUCUUCUGCAUAUUCAUGGUUGCCUUACAAAUUAAAUACAUAUAUUCCAGCCACUUUUUAAAAAUCUUACUGCAUAUUUUAGGAAUCUUGGCAGUCCUACGUAUCACUCUUUAAAUUCUCAAGUUCAUACAUUACUUUGAGGUAUAAGACUAUUUGACUUAUUUCAAGAGGUGAUUUAGAUUGAAACUUGAAUCAAAUGCAUUUCUGUAGUUAUUAAUCUUGAAGCUGAAUGUGCUGUUUUGCUUUGUGUAGUGGCCCACAACUGUCCCAGGAUUUUGUUGCUCUUAAGACAAUGAUGUAAUUCUCACUGGUAAUUGGUGAAAAUGCUGACAGUUUAGAGAAGACAUUGGUUAGCCUAGCAACAGAUAAUUACAACUGAGUCUUUGGUGUUGUGUAAUUUACAGCUAGGAUCAAUGCCAGCCUUAUUAUUGAUUCGAUGUACAUAGCCUGUUUUGGUGAGAACAAAGCAUCUGACAGCAAACAGUACUAUUGUAGCAUUGGCUUUGCAAUUGCAAAAUGCUGGCAGGGAUAAUGUAUCCUAGAAAAUGCAUUGCGCACUUUACUUUUUUAAAAGAAAAAGCAGGGUCCAGAAUAACAGCAUAAACUGGUUAUGAAGUUGUUUCUCAGCAAUAGUGAUUACUGGGGAGGUGAGAAUAGACUGUAUUACCUAACACACUCCCAAAGCUAGCCUUGAUUUCGUUGAAACAAACAGCAGUACUUUCUGACAAUACUUCUUUCAGAUCAACAUUAACACUUCAAUAUUCAAACUAAAGAAUGAAAAAAGCCAGAACAUAUUGGGCAUUCUUAUUUACAAGAUGUAGAGUUGGAUGUAGUUUAUACAGUAUUAUUUUACGGAAGGGAACUAAAGAAAACUUCUGUGCUUCGGGUGAAAUAAUGAACAAGUGCAUCUAUUUUAAUAACCAGGUAAAAGGGGUAGUGCCUACAGUAUGUAAAUAUAUAUGGAAGACUUUUGCACAUUUUGCUUCACUAAAAUUCCAGGUUGAUUGUAUAUAGUCCCUUGUCCCCCACUAUUUUUGCUUAAGACUAUGAUUCAAAAGGGUGAUAGUGCAAUUAGUUAACAAUGUCCUUUCAACUUCAGCUUAAACUAGUAGCACAAUAUCUCUUUCUGUUACAACUUUCUCUUAUUCAUUCAUGGAAGGAGGGCAUCACUGGUUGGGCUAGCAUUUAUUGGCCAUCCGUUAUGGAUGUAGUGGUAAUCCUCUUGAAAAUGCCCAAGCCAAUCUUGUAGCCUGCUGCUUGUUAGAGAGCAGACAAAAUGGUUGUUUAUGGAAAGUGAAAAUGUGAAUGCAAUAAAGUUUGCUUUUCCAAAGUAGUGGUGGUUAUAUCUGGGCAGAGUCCUCCUUAGUAACAUUUGGGGGCCAGUGUAAAAUUAGGAGAGCUGAAUCAAGCCUGAUGCAGUAAUACUUAUGGAAUCGCACUUUACAGAAUAUGUCUCAGACUUUAGCAUCACUGUUCCUGGGUACGCCCUGUCCCACCUAUCCACUCCUAUCCGGAGUAUCCUCAACAUUGACUGUGGAGCCCAUGAAGUCUCACAGCAUCAGGUCAAACUUGGAUAAGGAAAACUCCUGCUGAUUACCAUAUGCAGACUAUCCUUAGUUGAUGAUUCAAUCCUCCUCUAUGUUGUACACCACUGUUAGGACACACUGAAGGUAGCGAGGCUGCAGAAUAUACUCUGGGUGGGGACUUCAGCGCUCACUUAAUUAAGAGCGACUCAGCAGCACAACUGCUUACUGAGCUGGUUAAGUCCUAAAGGCUGUAGCUAUUAGACUGGGACUGUGGCGGCUGAUGAGGGAACUAACAAGGUUAAAAACAUAUGUUUCCUCAUCCUGAACAAUCUCCCUGCCACAGGUGCAUCUGUCCAUUAUAGUGUCGGUAAGAAUAACCACAGCAUUUUCCUUGUGGAGACAAAGACCUGCCUUCACAUUGAUAAUACCUUAAAUCAUGUUGUGUGGCUGAAUGGGACAGACUUUGAACAAGCCACUCCAUUCCUGACCUCGUUACAGUCUUGGUUCAAACAUAGAAAAAAGACCUGAGUGUCAAUUGCUGCUUUGCAACCCUAGCAAAACUGGAGUCCGUGCACAUCAGGGUGAAAUCUCUCAACUGGAUGAAGUCACACCUGACACACAGGAUUUAUUGGAGGUUAGUCAUCUCAGCUCCAGGAUAUCUCUGCAGGAGUUCCUCACGGUAGUGUCUUAGGCUCAAACACCUUCAGUUGCUUCAUCAAUGACCUUCCCUCCAUCAUGGGGUCAGAAGCAGGAAUAUUCACCGAUACCAGCACAAUAUUUAGCACCAUUUCUGACAACUGCAGUUUGUGCCCAACUGUGUCAAAACCUGAACAAUAUCCAAGCAUGGGGCUGAAAAAUGGCAGUAACAUUUGCAUCACAUAAAUUCCAGGCAAUAACCAUCUCCAACAAGAGAGAAUUGAACCAUUAUCCCAGGGCAUUUAAUGAUGUUACCAUUCCUCCAGUAACAACAUCCUGGGGGUAUUACCAUCGGUCAACCACUGAACUGUACUAGCCCUAUAAAUACGGCAGCUACAAAAGCAGGUCAGUUUAGGGAUCCUGCAGUGGGUAACUCACCACCUUACUCCCUAAAGCCUGAGCACCAUCGACAAGGCACAGGUCAGGAAUGUAAUGAACUACUCCCACUUGCAGAUGAAUGCAGGUCCAAAAACACUCGAAGCUGACACCAUCCUGGGCAAAGCAGCUCACUUGAUUGUCCCCACAUCCACAGAUAUCUACUCCUUCCACCACCAGCGUUCAGCACCAGCAUCAGUGUACCUUCUGCAAAAUGUACUGCAGAAAUUCACUAAGGAUCCUUAAAUAACUCCUUCCAAACCCAUGCCCAUUGCCAUCUAGAAAGACAAGGGCAGCAGAUAGAUGGAACAACACCUGUAAGUUCCCCUACAAGCCACUCAACAUCCUGGCUUGGAAAUAUAUUGCCAUUCCUUCACUGCUGAUGGUCUAAAAUCCUGGAAUUCCUACCGUAAUGGCAAGGGGGGUGUACCUACACCAGAUGAGCAUGUGGUUCAAGAAAGCAGCAUCUCUCUAGGAAUGUGCAUUAAAUGCUGGCCAGUCAGCGAUACCCACGUCCCAUAAGUGAAUUAGAAAAAAAACGAAUUAGUCAUCUGGUUUGACCUGACGUUGCUUCAAGGACUGAUUGUAAGCCUGAAGCCUCCCCCACCACGCGUCCUAAGUUGUUUUAUUUUUUAAAAGUCACUUCUGACGACUGAGACUUAUUGGAAUGUUACAGGUUAGUAGCUUGCUUCCAUUGUUUCAAAUACAGCAGUCAGAUGCGUGAUAAAAAGCAAAUGGUCUGGAGUUGUUCACUAGCAUCAGGAGACAGUUGUUUAUGGGUAAGUAGUUGGUGGAGGAACGAUGAUAUUUUACAGUCUCACACUUGGAGGUGAAAGCAGACAUAAAAGGCCAAAGCUUUCCUUAAUUGCCCUGUGGAGCACACUUACACCUCCUAGCCAAACUAAAAAGUUCAUACGUUUGUAUCGCUGGCUUCCCAAAAUGACAGCACAGAGUUAAAUUUCUAUCUGGAACUAUGGUUUGCUAGUGUCCAGUGGGAGUCUCAAUCAUUGCCAAAAUUGUUGGCAUUAAAGUGGAACUUUGCUGGUAAUAGACUGACUGACUCCAUUUUAACUGCUGUUCCACUCUUUUCUGGUGAUUAGGGAAGAGUUAAAAUUCUUCCUUGAAUAUGGAAAGUCGAGGGAAAAAGACAUUUUAUUCCUCAGUUGACACCAGCCAGCCCAUGGUCAAAAAAUAUAUUCAGAAAUUGCAAACAGGUGAAUUUGUACUACAUUGAAUAGGAAAACUAGAACAUUUAAAUGAAAAUGCAGUCAUAGUGCACUCAGGCUCCAUUAAAGUCAUGCUUUGGGAAUUACUUUUGCAUUUUGUGGUAGACGGGACUUUGGAUAUACUUUUUGAUACUUUUAAAAAUUUAAAUAAAGGAAAUGCUAGUUAAGGUUUUCAAUGCAAGUUAAUGCACAUUAAUAAUGCUAAUGUACACAAUUAUUUAGACUGUGAUGUAUAAAUACAUAAAUUAAGUCAUUAGUUCAUUCAGAUAUCUUGUAAAAGAUGUGCUUAGUUGCCAAAUUGAGCUGAUCGCCACUAAUGACAACACAAUAACCUCCCACCUCAAAGAACAUCCGUUCUAGAUACUUUGUUUAUAGGCUAUCACUUUCCUCAUCCAUGCACCAGUAUGUUGGUAAUCCAUCACUGUCAUAAUCAGUACGUUUUUCCCCAGUGAAUUCAAGUUUGUAAACUCUUAAGUUACAGUUAUUAAAUGUGUGAUGUUUUUGCGACCAAUUUGUUUGAAUAUAUUCCAGGCAAUAUUUUCAGUGUAGACUUCAGCAAUACAUAUUUUGCUUAUCUACUUUAAAUCUGCUUAAGUUUUUAAAUAUCUCUAUGUUGAACUGUCGUAAUUUUAUGUUGACUGUUUACUGAUCGUCGCCUAGUUUUCUUUUAGAAUGUUGAGAUUUGUAUAUUAUUCAGCAUACAUGGUUGUUGCUUUUAAUUCUUUAACAUGGAACAGUUAGAAGCAUUAAGCAACUUCAGUUCAUAAAUUUUCAGAAUAUAUUCCUUCCUGACUUAUCCACGUGUCAUUUUUUAAAAACUGUUUACAUUUUUUAACUGUAUGAGUUAAAUAUUCAGAUGGCAUCAAGCAAACAUACGAGCAUUCUGUUCCAUGAGUGUAACUCAAGUCUAGUGGAAAGCUGGUUCUUAUACUAUUAAAAAUUCACACCAAAUAUUCCAAUUCUGCACUUUAUCACCCAUGAACAAGAACAUGGAUGUAAGGGCUAAACAUAUCAAAAUCAAUCAGAUGACAGGUAUUUUUCUGUAUCAACAUUUUACAAUUCUUCAUAGUUUAUUUUAGUAUGAGAAAGGUUUGUAUAAAAUUUAAAUUAGUUUUUAAUCUGCUUAAUUUUAUAACUGUGAUAUUUUGGAAAGUAUACCUUUUAUCUGUCCUUGAGUUCAAGUUAUUCCAUGCGGUUCCUUCACUAGGUUGCACAGCAUGUUAGCUGAGCAUACUGUCUGAUGUUUCAGAGGCAGUUUACGCUGAAUUAACUUAAUUCACCCUGAAGAAGGGUCAGAAUACUGCAGUUGUUUUGCAACAUCUCAUAAGCAGAUAGAGUGGAAAAGCGGCUGAUUGGCAUCCAAAAGCCCAUAUCAGAAAUGCGUAUGCUGGCGUGAGUUUAGCAGUGAUGUGCUCACAAGGUCUGCCAAUAUUUAUCACCUGUGAAUUACAGUCUGCAGGGGUAAGAGAAAUGGCAAUGUGAAUGGAGCUGUAUUCUGGCAGUGUCAGUGACACCAAGAAGAGACAGUGGAUAGAAAAUUAGUAAGGAAAGGUUUUCAAAAACAUUGUUCAAAGUACUUGUAAAAAUAAUUUAUUUCAGGACUAUGCAAUAAUUUCUGAUGCCGGAACAAUACUUUUAGUACAUUGAUAUGUAAGGAAAGCAAACAAGAUUUACAGUUCUAAAAUAUUUUUAAAAUUAUGUCUAAAAUACACAGUUGGAUAAAGUUGAGUUUCAUUUUACAAAUUGUAAGUUGCAUUUUACACAGUUCUGUUCCAAGUGGUGAUCAGGAAUAAAUUCAUUUUAUUGAUAAAACUAAAUCUUAUCACCUGUUCUGUCCACAAGUUAAUAUGUCAGCUGAUUUUGCAUAUACUUAUUUUUCACAAUAUGACUGAGUAACAGAAACUUCAACUGAUCCUGUACUGGCGGUAUCAAAUAACAGGCCUUAAUAAAUAUGAAAUUCCACAAUUUGAAUGGGUAAUGAGUUUGCACUUGCCUCAUAGUGAACCGCAAGAAUCUAUAAAUUCUGAAACUUGAACAUGUUUAAAGUAUUGAUAUUAUUUGAGAGAGGGCAGUGAAGGAUGAGACUGUGUUGCCCCGCCAGAUCACUUGAAGCAGAUAUAUUAUUUUUUCCCCCCUCUGCUUAAUAUCUAUCUUAUCUGGCUGUUCCUUAUUGUGUAUUGCUUACUCGUGGAAAAAAAUAGAAUGAAUAAUUUGGUAUAACUAGAUCAGUAGAUGUCUGAAACAGUAAAGAUUCAUAUGAAGCCUGUUAUUGUAAAAUAUCUUGGAAGUGAAAAAUAAAUCAUGGGCAUUUAGUACCUCCAUGUUGUUUU